CGAAUCAACAAAACGAAGCAAAACAAAUAAACUGAAAAACAGUGAAAACAAUCACACUUGAAGCUCACGCGCCUCUCUAUAAUCAUUUCCAUCUCUGUCGAACCCAAACCCCAACUUCCACCACCGCUCCCGGCGGCAAUCUCCACCGCUCCAGGCGAACCCACGCUCCGGCAACCGUGAAGGCAAGCACUUGAACAUUUGAAUUAUUGGUAUAAAAUGGUUUCCUUUGAGAUGAAUGAUCGCAAGAAGAUUGGAUUGGGAUUAACGGGCUUUGGUAUAUUUUUCUCAUUCCUGGGCGUUGUAUUCUUCUUCGACAAGGGGUUGCUGGCAAUGGGAAAUAUCCUCUUUGUUUCUGGAGUAUCCCUGACCAUUGGACUGAAAUCGACCAUGCAGUUCUUCAUGAAACGUACUAAUUUCAAGGGGACAGUUUCAUUCGGUAUAGGAUUCUUGAUUCUUAUAAUGGGAUGGCCUAUUUUAGGCAUGAUUGUGGAGUCUUAUGGGUUCCUCGUACUCUUCAGUGGUUUCUGGCCUACACUGUCUGUUUUCUUGCAGAAGAUUCCUGUUCUUGGUUGGAUUGUUCAACAGCCAUACAUUAGAUCGUUGUUUGAUCGCUAUAGAGGCAGACGAGUACCUGUGUAACACCUGGAUCUGUGGAAACAUUAUGUAGCUGCUAGCGAACCAUGUAAAGAAAUUACUUGAUAUAUAGACCUAGCUCUGAAUUACGUUUUAAUUUUGAUGGUAGAAAAUUGUCAUGAUAUUUCUUUUAAUCAAAGGAAGAUGGAAAUGAAAAAGGUUUUGGUUUUCAUUUUUCAACUCCUUGCUUCGUUGUCAGUUCUGCAAGUUCUCCUACGUUACUAUUGUAAUCACAGCGACACCUUUGAAAAUGAACUGUACUCGUGGAGUAUCGCAGUGGCAUUUAUUUACUUCUCUUCAAAGGAAUACAACAAUUUUAUGUGAUAUAUCAAAUGGAGUUAGUGCAGCAAUAUCGGACUUAUUUUUUAACCUUUUGUAAUGUACUCUUCCGGUGUGCGUUAGAAUUGGCUGUGAACUUAAAUUCUUUGAAAUAUAUAUUGCCCUAUUAA
Molecule: messenger RNA, 1082 nt
Organism: Cicer arietinum (chickpea)
Lineage: Eukaryota; Viridiplantae; Streptophyta; Magnoliopsida; Fabales; Fabaceae
Product: vesicle transport protein GOT1-like
Biological process (GO): endoplasmic reticulum to Golgi vesicle-mediated transport; retrograde transport, endosome to Golgi
Source: RefSeq, a predicted model, not a curated record